AUAUCUGAGUCUCUCUCUCUCUCUCUCUCUCUCUCUCUCUCUCUCUCUCUCUCUCUCUCUGUGCGGCCACACACAGGGGAAGAAGAAGAAGAAGCAUCAAACAACCGAACCCACUCAGAAGCAAAUCCGAAAACCCCUCAUUUCAUAGUACUGGUAUUCAGCUGUUUAUGACAAAAGCCUGAACCGAUCAUGUCAGAAGGUGCAGAAAUCGAUGAGCGUGUGGACCUCGAUGAGGAAAAUUAUAUGGAAGAGAUGGAUGACGAUGUUGAAGAACAAAUAGAUGACGACGGAGUGGAUGGAGGUGAAGAUGAAAAUGCUGAAGGUAGUGCUGAAGAGCAUGAAUAUGAGGAUUCAGCAGCUGAGGCUGGUGGGAAAGAUCAACUGCUUAAAGCAGAAAAAAGUGACAUUGCCACUGAAUUUGGUGAUGAUGAGCAAAAACCAUCUUUGUUUGAUGAGGAUGAGAAGGAGAAGCAUGAUGAACUUCUUGCCCUUCCACCUCAUGGUUCUGAAGUCUUUAUUGGUGGACUUCCUCGGGAUGUAUGUGAAGAUGAUUUAAGGGAAUUGUGCGAGCCAAUGGGUGAUAUUCUUGAGGUGCGAUUAAUGAAAGACAGGGACACUGGAGAAAACAAGGGUUAUGCCUUUGUGGCCUUUAAAACAAAAGAGGUAGCGCAAAGAGCUAUUGAAGAGAUACAUAACAAGGAAUUUAAGGGAAAAACUUUGAGGUGUUCACUUUCUGAAACCAAACACAGAUUAUUCAUUGGUAAUGUUCCAAAAACAUGGACUGAAGAUGAGUUUAGGAAAGUUGUUGAAGGUGUUGGUCCUGGAGUUGAAAACAUUGAGCUCAUUAAGGACCCUCAAAAUCCAAGUAGGAAUCGUGGGUUUGCUUUUGUUUUGUAUUACAAUAAUGCAUGUGCUGAUUAUUCUCGGCAAAAGAUGGCAAGUGGGAGUUUUAAGUUGGAUGGUAAUACCCCAACUGUCACAUGGGCAGAUCCAAAGAACUCACCUGAUCAUUCUGCUUCUUCACAGGUUAAAGCUCUAUAUGUCAAAAACAUACCAGAGAAUGUUACCACUGAACAACUAAAGGAAUUAUUCCGCCGUCAUGGAGAAGUAACUAAAGUGGUCAUGCCGCCUGGCAAAGCUGGAGGGAAACGCGAUUUUGGUUUCAUUCAUUAUGCAGAGAGGUCAAGUGCAUUGAAAGCUGUAAAAGAGACAGAGAAAUAUGAAAUUGAUGGCCAAGUGCUUGAAGUUGUUCUUGCUAAGCCUCAAACUGAUAAAAAACCUGAUGGAGGUUAUGCCUACAAUCCUGGAGUUCAUCCAAAUCAUCUUCCACAUCCUGCAUACGGCAACUUUUCUGGAAACCCUUACGGCUCUUUAGGGGCUGGAUAUGGUGUUGCUGGUGGUUAUCAACAGCCAAUGAUAUAUGGUAGGGGUCCAAUGCCAGCUGGAAUGCAAAUGGUUCCAAUGGUGUUACCAGAUGGUCGAAUUGGCUAUGUCCUUCAGCAACCUGGUGUACAGGUGCCACCUUCCCGACCCCGUAGAAUUGAUCGGAGCAAUGGUCCAAGUGGGCAGCCAGGGCGAGGAGGAGGAGGAGGUAGUGGCAAUGAUGAAGGCAAUCGAAAUAGAAGGUAUCGACCCUAUUAGGGAUAGAAGACAGAUAAUUGCGAUGUCUUGCCUCCCAAUUGUCUUGGUGAGGAGGAGACUUUGGGAACCAGGGACGUGUAAUCCAUUUGCUAUGCAUUGACAGGAAAUCCCUUCACAAUCCCUAUCCCUAUCCCAUAAAAAGGGGGAGAAAAGAGAAAUUUUAAAGAGAAAGUUAGGAUUAGGACCAAUGAUAUUCUAUUUAACUGUUUAAUGUUGGUGUCUAUUGCUGUUAGAUGAGUCACGGCAGAGUAAUUGCUAUCUUUUCUGCUUGUAAUGCUUUUUGGCAUUUUUUUUUAUUGACAACCAGUAGAAAAUUGUGUUAAUUUGGCUUCAGCAACUAUACCGGUUUUGUUGCUCUUUUUUCAUGCUCUAAAUGGUGCUCUUCUGCGAGCUUUGAUAA
Molecule: messenger RNA, 2041 nt
Organism: Cajanus cajan (pigeon pea)
Lineage: Eukaryota; Viridiplantae; Streptophyta; Magnoliopsida; Fabales; Fabaceae
Gene: LIF2
Product: RNA-binding (RRM/RBD/RNP motifs) family protein
Molecular function (GO): RNA binding
Source: RefSeq, a predicted model, not a curated record